AUGGCGAUGAUGAGAGUUGACGAUGGGCAGAGUUCGAUCGGUUUUCUGUCCACGUGGGCGCCAGCUGUCACGCGCCUUCUCCCCAACAAGAUGUCCGUGUCUCGGAGAAUCCUCCUUGCGGUGGUCUCUCUGCUGAUACCAGUAGUGACCCCACAGAGUAUCUCACAAAUUAUACAAGAGUAUGACCACCUAGACUACAUGAAGGUCAUCAAGGGAGGGAAGUUCCUGACCGGGAUUAACGACCCCGAGUCUGACAGCGGCGAGUACCCGAUGCAGGAGGCCGAGGUCAAAGCGUUCUACAUAGACACCCACCCCAUCACCAACGCUCACUUCUGGAAGUUUAAGGAGGCCAAGCCGCGGUACGUGACGACAGCGGAGCGCCAGGGCUGGAGCUGGGUCUUGAAGCCAUUCCUGUCUCCCACCGCCCGGGAUCAGGCCAGGAAUGUCCCGGAGGGAACCUGGUGGGUCCCCGUUAAGGGGGCAGCCUGGAACAAGCCCGAGGGCCUGGGAUCCACCGUCAGGGACCGCCUCGACCAUCCCGUGGUCCACAUCAGCAUGGAGGACGCCAAGGCUUUCUGUACCUGGACGGGAAAACGCCUACCCACAGAGAACGAGUGGGAGUUCGCGGCGCGUGGAGGACUCCAGGGCAAAAUUUAUCCCUGGGGUGAUCGAUACCAAAAGAACAGGACCAACCUCUGGCAGGGGAAAUUCCCUGAGGGUAACACAAAGGUAGACCACUGGGAGGGGACAUCCCCCGUAGAUUUCUACAGGGCACAGAACCAGUUCGGUCUGUACGAUAUGUUGGGAAAUGUGUGGGAGUGGACGUCCACUAGGUACUACGACAGAGUCGUGGACAGGAAGCUACAGGAAGUGAUGUAUGUGGUGAAGGGAGGUUCCUUCAUUGACAGCAGGGAGGGCCACUGUAACAGAAUUGUUAGGACAGCGCAGAGAAUGGGUCUACAGCCAGACUACACAGCUCAAAACGUUGGCUUCCGAUGUGUGCGCAGUGCCAAAGCCUACUGGGAUCUCCAUGGACACAGAGACUUACGCCGACCGUUCAUUGGGGACAACAGACCAGACCCCCGGGUCAAGCGACAGCCAAGGCACCACAAGAAAGAUGAGCUGUAGAGACUGCAUCCCCACCCCCGGGGUCUCAGACACUGUAGAGGAUCUCGUCACUAGGCACUGUGAUGUCACAGGACUACUGACUAUCUGAUCACAGAGACAAUGGGAAAUCAACCAAUCAGAAUGUAGCAUGUGAUAUUGAAGUUAGAAAUAAUGUAAGCUUGAUGACAUUGUAUAGAUAAAUACAAAAUAAUUUGA
Molecule: messenger RNA, 1323 nt
Organism: Magallana angulata
Lineage: Eukaryota; Metazoa; Mollusca; Bivalvia; Ostreida; Ostreidae
Product: inactive C-alpha-formylglycine-generating enzyme 2-like
Exons: 8
Coding region: 1-1128 (375 amino acids)
Cellular component (GO): endoplasmic reticulum
Source: RefSeq, a predicted model, not a curated record